Molecule: messenger RNA, 2298 nt
Organism: Linum tenue
Lineage: Eukaryota; Viridiplantae; Streptophyta; Magnoliopsida; Malpighiales; Linaceae
Source: the annotation of a GenBank genome assembly
AUGGAUCGUCGUCGGAAGAAUCAUCGGCGGGAGCCACCGGUUCUACGGCCGGAGCCAUGGCUGGUUUACUCCCAUGGGAAGCACAAAAAGUCGCAAACUUUCUACAGCUCGUCGGAACGAAGCUGCCAGGUGAGAAACAUCCGCAAGAUGCGAAAUCGAACCAUCUGGGCACAUUGCCAAGGCUGGUUAGUGCUUCUCGACAUCGAUCAUGGCGAUUGUUCGUUGUUCAACCCUGUCACCAUGGAGGAGCUCCACUUACCCAGGUUCCCAUUUACCGCGAAGAGUAUCGACCACUGCGCACUUUCCUCUCCUCCUCCUGAUGAUAAUUGUGUGGUUAUGUGUAUCGAAUAUUGUGGGCGAAGAAAGCAGAGUUCUUUUCACUUCUGUAGGCCAGGGGAUAAAGAUUGGACCACACAGCUAGUGAAGCCGCAACAAGGUCAGUGUUGGUACGAAGAGGAUACCCAUUCCUUCCAUUUCCAAAACAUCGUCAGCUUCAAUGGCGAGUUUUAUGUUGUUUCCGAGUGCUGUCAAGGCCUCUUUAAGGUUCAGUUGGCAAUUGACGAACUUGGUACUACUAACAAUGAUGCCUCCAUGGAGUUAAUUGAUAUGAAGUUGAGGGGGCCAGGGGAUCACUUCGUUAGCAGCACUAUGAUGAGCUCUUGGUUCAUGGUUCAGGCCUCGCCUACUGAACUAAUGACGGUCAAGCUAUACUACGGUGACAAUAGAGACACCGACUCCAGCUUCAAGGUUCGUAGCGUCGAGGGCUUUAAGAUUGGUGUAAAGCAACUGAACUUGUAUAAGGCCAAUUUCCAGGAACGAAAAUGGGAACGCUUGGAGACAUUGCCCGAAGACACUGCUAUCUUCUUAGGCUCCAAUAGCGAUAAUGCCGUCUCUUAUCAAAUCCCAAGAAGACAGGAAUUCGAUGUGGGAGGAGGACUUGUUCGUGGGAACACGGUGUACUUUACGACUACGAAUGCCGGGUAUCUUUACGCGUAUGACGUUGGAGACAGAAGUAUAAGCGUCUCUUUAGUAUGUUCUAAAGCUAACAGACCUGAUUAUUCUGAACCGCAUUGGAUUAUGCCCCUUGGUUGCUCGUCUUCAACGGAUGAUCCUCAACGAGAAUUCGAAAUCUCGCCCGAUGAGAUUGGCAACGAGCAGAUUAUUCUCUCGUCGACGACGGGCAACAACAACAGUAGCAGCACUACUGAUCAUGAUGGACGACAUUGGUCGUACGACAUUCCAAGUGAGCUUCUUUUCGAUGUACAGUCUCGCUUAUUUGGUGCCGAUCGUUGUUUUUUCCGUCUCGCUUGCAAAACGUGGAAUUCGACAUUUUCCAGGGUCGUCUCUACAUCGUCAAACGAUCGAUUUGCGAGGAAUCAUUCUUUCCCGAUUCUCUUACACAGAGGAAUGAAUGGGGAGGUAGUCAGCUUAUUCAACCCAAUUACCAGUGUAACCAGUAUCUUGUCUUUCGACGCUUGGAGUCUGAGAGAUGCAGUCAUUCGCUGCUCCAAACACGGAUGGUUGCUUAUGUCACAAGGACUUGGGGUUGAUCAACUGUUCUUUUUCAAUCCUUUUACCAAAGACAGGAUCAACCUUCCUAUGCUGCCAUAUGACUUUGAAGGGAUCACAUUCUCGUCUCCGCCGACAUCCUUUAACUGCCUGGUUAUUUGCUACUCUGCUUGGUGGCAGCAAAUGGUGAUAUCCUUUAUUUAUCGAGGACAGCAUCACUGGACUGAUUAUCCGGUAACGAGCUACACCAGUGAUUUCAUGAGCCCUUUCAGUAAUCCAAUUUACCACAAAGGAUUGCUAUGUUUUAUGGGAAAGAACGCAGAUCUUUGCAUUCAUGACUUUGAACAAAGAACCACCAAGACGAUAGAGCUUCCUCAUAGAUCUUGUACGUCAGUACAAAGAAGCUAUCUGUUGGAGUGCAAUGGGAAGCUUUUGUCGGUGUUGAUAGGCCACAUGGGAAAGGUUCUGGAGGUAUAUGCACUCGAUCAAGAAGCCAUUACUUGGAAAGAACUGGAUGACCUCGAAGACAAUAUGCUGUUUGUGAGCGCUGCUUCUGCAUUAUCAGCAACAAAUAGUGGAGAGAAGAUUUCCUGCUUGGGGAACAAGGUGUUUCUGGACAGGUUUAAGGAGAAGGACGGCGUGUUUUAUUCUCUGGCAACAAGAAAGUUUCAUACUUUUUGGAGCGGAUACAACAGUGAUGAUUGUUGCAACACCAAAGAAUUUAUCAAUUGUGCAUGGAUUGAACCAAGCUUCAAAACUCACACGAAAGAUGAGCUUCAAUGGUGGUAA